GUCUCAGGGGUCGCAGAGGGUCGUUUAUGCCGGGAGUGAAAAUUGGGGUCUAGGGGUUAGUCUUGGGGCGGAAGUGGAGGCACGCUGGGCCAGGCCCCGCCGUCCUCGCUGCUGGACGCACGCCCGGCUUUGCAGCGCCCCAUCUGAGCGCGGCGGGCGGUGUCGCGGGCGUGACGUCAUCGCGAGGCGCGGCGCGCGGCAGAGGGAGCCGUGACCUCUCGGCGUGGGAAGCCGCGCGGCUAUGCUGCUGCUGGUCCGGGCCGGGGCGCGGGCCUGGCUCCGGCCCACGGGCUACCGGGGCCUGAGCACGCUGGCGGAAGAGGCGGUGAAGCCGGCGGAGAAGUCAGAGACGGUAGUGAGCGCGGGUCCCCAGGAGCCCGUGCUGCGCAGAUGCGAGCUCCCGGUCCUCGCGCCCCGGCGCCCGGUGCAGGCCUGGGUCGAGUCCCUGCGGGGCUACGAGCAGGAGCGCGUGGGGCUGACCGAGCUGCACCCGGACGUGUUCGCCACGGCGCCCAGGCUGGAUAUCCUGCACCAGGUUGCCAUCUGGCAGAAGAACUUCAAGAGAAUUAGCUACGCCAAGACCAAGACCCGGGCCGAGGUGCGGGGUGGGGGCCGGAAGCCCUGGCCACAGAAGGGCAGUGGGCGCGCCAGGCAUGGCAGCAUCCGCUCUCCGAUCUGGCGAGGAGGCGGCAUCGCGCACGGCCCGCGGGGCCCCACCAGCUAUUUCUACAUGCUGCCCAUGAAGGUGCGCGUGCAGGGCCUCAAGGUGGCGCUGACCGUGAAGCUGGCGCAGGACCACCUGCACGUCGUGGACUCCCUCGAGCUGCCGACGGCAGACCCCCAGUACCUGACGGAGCUGGCCCGCUACCGCCGCUGGGGGGACUCCGUGCUCCUCGUGGACUUGGAACACGAGGACAUGCCUCCCAGCGUCGUGGCUGCCACCUCCACGCUCAAGACUUUCAACCUGGUCCCAGCUGUCGGCCUGAACGUGCACAGCAUGCUGAAGCACCAGACCCUGGUCCUGACCCUGCGCACCGUCGCCUUCCUGGAGGGGAAGCUUCUCUGGCACGACUCGCGCUACACGCCCCUCUACCCCUUCCGCCUGCCCUACCGCGACUUCCCCUGAGCCCAGGGCCUGGCCCGCCCUCCUUCCCCCCGCGCUCUCCAGGCCAGGCCCCGCCCGGCCUGCGGGGCAGGCGCUGCCCCGACCCCUCAUUCCGCAGAAAGCUGAGGCCACACAGAGCGGUCAGGCAGGUGUCACGACCAGGAAGAGGCCAUUCGGCAGAGGGCCCAACCGAGUUCCUGCCCUAAUUCCCUAUUUUUUGUUUUUAAGAUAAAUUCUAUUUUGUAAUCAAAGAGUCAGGAAAAACAGAACAGCUCCGUGCCAUCUUGUGAGUAAUUGCAUUUGGCAAGUCAGGCUCUCGCCUGGGGCUGGGCACCGCCGGGUACCUCUCCUCAAGGGACGACCUCAGUGCUGUUUAUAGAAAUAACUCAGGCAAGUUCCCGGAGUGACUCAGACUCCGGCGCGGGCAGAGGAGUGUGGGCGUCAGCCAUUGCUAGGAACCUGAUCCUGGCAUCUCCCUGCUCCCGAGGGCUCUCAUCCAGCACUCACACCAUUGACGCGGUCUGUGGGCCCGAGGUCUGUGGUCCCGUUUGUUACUUCCUUCUGUCCGAGAGUGCGGGCUUGACCCCACAAGCGGGUGCGAUGUGGGAAGCUGAGCUCUCAUCAGACCAUCUCCCUUAAGCACACAGUCAGAAAAGCAAUAAAUGAGCGAAUAAACACGUUUUUGAGAACACCAAA
Messenger RNA from Diceros bicornis minor, 1801 nucleotides. RefSeq names its product mitochondrial ribosomal protein L4 (gene MRPL4). Gene Ontology annotation, biological process: translation. The coding region runs from base 242 to 1126 and encodes 294 amino acids. Lineage: Eukaryota; Metazoa; Chordata; Mammalia; Perissodactyla; Rhinocerotidae. Gene Ontology annotation, molecular function: structural constituent of ribosome. The record is from RefSeq and is a predicted model, not a curated record. The transcript has 9 exons. Gene Ontology annotation, cellular component: ribosome.